GGCAGUAUGCCAGACUCACUGCCCAGCAUGGCCGUGCAGAAGAAACAAAUUGUUAUCCCUCCACCGAGGGGUCCACUUUCUGUCUAUACCAUAGACAGCCAGAAGAAGAAAAAUGGCUCUAAAACAACAGCAGAGAGAGGCAAUGAUGUAAAACCAAAUCCACAGACAAAGAAAACAGUGUGUUCUCCCUCUGUCGUCAAAUCUGCACAAAUGUGCAACACCACUGGUCCUCGGAUCACUGCAGGGGCCAGUGGAACCAACAUAGAUGAGAGGUUGAGGUUAGCACGAAAGAGGAGAGAGGAGCAUGAGAAGGUACUCGCUUCUCGAGAGCUGAGCAGGUUGGAGCGGGAACAGCGUGCCAAGAGGUACCAUGAGCAGCAGCUGGAGGAACGCAAGAAGAGGCUCCUGGAGCAGAGGAUGAAAGAGGAGAGGAGGCGAUCUGCCGUUGAACAGAAGCGCAAACAAAAACUCGAGGAGGAGAUAGAGCGAUAUGAAUUGGCAGUGCGCAAGACCCAGGAGAAGAGCGAGAGGGCUCUGCAGGGCCUCCUUCAGAAUGCAAGAGGAAGGAAGCCAGCCAAGAACAAUGUUCCACGCCGCUUACCACUGACCACAUGGGAGAAGAAUUUGGUCAGUCGCCUCCUAACCCCCACCUGCUCUUAUUUGGCCAGGAGCAAGAGUGCUGCUUGUUAUUCAGGAGAAGAAGUUGUCCAUGUUUGUCGCCGUUCAGUUUCAUGUCACUCCAUGAAUACCACCACCCCUCACAAACCUCAGCAUCACCCUGGUCCAGCUCAUCACAGGACUUCUGCCUCUCCCAGCCCCAGCAACAGCAGCCACAGAAGUAUCAGUCUGUCUCAGACUAAACCAGGAAAACGGCAAGACGGCAGUAAUGUCAACAAGAAAAACACCACCACCACCACCAAGAACAAAAUUAACAGUAAAUCCCCCAUCACCAACGCUAGAGUGAAACCAGCUCAAAAAACCCAGAGCAGAACGGGGCCCCCCUCACCAGAACGGACUCCUAGAAAACCAGUCAGCCGGCAUGCCACACCUCUGCAACUGGAACUCCCAUCAGUCCCUGAGGAGCCCCCUGCUUGUUGCCGUGACCCCUCCCCAGUCGCUGCCAGCCCCUCCAGGACGCUGCCAUCCAAAGUUCGGAGAGUUGAGACGAAGGACACGAGCCCGACACAGACUCCACGCCCGGGCUCAGCGGGCUCUCAUAGGGAAACUGUCACCAGAACAGAGCCAAACAGAAGCUCCUUCCAGAUACCUGCCCCUGCCGCUCGCCAGUCUCCAGUUGCCACCAACAGGCCCUCAGCUGGGACGACAGACCCAGAGGAGGCCUCACGUCUCCUGGCUGAGAAGAGGAGACAGGCCCGCCUACAGCGGGAGAAAGAGGAGCAAGAACGCCUGCAGAGAGAGGAGAAAGAGGCGCGGAGUCGCGAGGAAUUGGAGCGCAGGAGGGUGGAGGAGCAAGAGCGGUUAGAGGCCGAGGCUCAGCGUCUGGUAGAGGAGAAGAGGAGGAGGGAGGAAGAGGAGCAGAGACGAGCUGAGGAAGAGCGAGCUCAGGCCAUGAGGGAGGCUGCGCUCCUUCAGAAACAGAGAGAUGAGGAGCAGGCCAAAGAAAGGGAGAAGGAAGAACAAAUGAAGCAAGAGAGGGAGCUGCUCGUCCAGAAAGAGGAGGCGGAGCGCCAAGCAAGGAAAAAGCGACUUGAGGAGAUCAUGCGGCGAACAAGGAGGUCUGAUCCCACGGAUAGGAAGUCUGUGCCAGUGAGGAUCCUGCCAAAGGAAACCGAGCCAAAGGAAAACACUGAGCCUGCGCAGAAUGGUGCCAUAGAGGAGGCUGAUAAACUCCUGGUGGGGUCCAAACCUUCUCAGCUGGGGUUGAACGGCGUGGAGGACAUGGUUCCUGUUGUGGCCUUCAAGGAGCGCAGGUCCCUCAGAGCUCUUGCAGGCCUGGAGGAGAUUCAGACACACCAACGAGCAGAAGUCAUCUGAGCACCUUGAAAGCAGGCAAACCUCUGAAGGAGCUGGUAUUUCCUUGGGAAACAGGAAUUACUGCAGAAGACCGACUUUCCUGCCCUGCACUUCGAAAGCGCAUGUAUAAUAACUAUUUAAUCCUUGACUUCUAGGUAGGAUAUCGAUAUUUGCUUACCUUUUUCUGCUUUAGCAGUGCCACAAAUAUCUACACCAAGUUGCAGUAUACUUCAUUCAGCACAGCUAGAGUCAGAAAUGUACAGUAGA
Lampris incognitus (smalleye Pacific opah) is the source of this 2241-nucleotide messenger RNA. RefSeq names its product microtubule-associated protein 7a (gene map7a). Gene Ontology annotation, cellular component: microtubule cytoskeleton. The record is from RefSeq and is a predicted model, not a curated record. Gene Ontology annotation, biological process: microtubule cytoskeleton organization. Lineage: Eukaryota; Metazoa; Chordata; Actinopteri; Lampriformes; Lampridae. The coding region runs from base 7 to 1995 and encodes 662 amino acids. The transcript has 15 exons.